CGGACUUGGAGUUUUUCACCUGGGUUUUGUUUACCAAACUUGAAAUAUUUACCUUAGAGUGUUUGAGGUAAAACAAGACCUGGUUUAGAUUAGAUUACGACAUUUUUUCCAAGUCCAAUGUACAAACUAGUGACCCAAAACUAAUCACAAAUUUUGCAAACAAUGACAAAUAAUUACAUAUCUGUGCGCAAUCACCAUACAUUUCCAGGGUGUUCCGGUUAAUUGAGUGGCAUCAAUUGUUAUCAGAAGAACAAAACCCAUCAAAGAAAAAUGAAGUUUUUUAUCACUUUAGCAACUUUAAUCGUCGCCACACAUGCGAUCGACAAAGAAUUUGUUCAAGAAUUGAGACAAAAAUUGCGAACACAUGUGGAAGCAUGUGCAAAAGAAGUGAACGCUGGGCCAGAUGAUGUUUCCGCACUUUUUGCACACAAACUCCCCACCACUCAUGAAGGAAAAUGCAUUUUCUUCUGUAUGCACAAAAUGUACAAUGCGCAAAACGAAGAUGGUAGUCUCAACAUGGCUGGUGCUUUGGCCAAUUUGGAACUUAUCAAAGACAUGGAUGUUGAUAUUUACAACAAACUUUCAACGUCUUUCAAAAAUUGUGAAAAUGCACCAUUCGACAGUGAUCCGUGCCUUUACGCCGCUAAUAUAGUCACUUGUGUUGUAAAAGAGGGAAGGGCGGUGGGCCUUGACGAAGUCCUAGUGGAGUAAAUUAGUUACAUAACAGUUUGUAAAAGUGAUUAUUAGAAUAAAGCAUUACAAAAAAC
Molecule: messenger RNA, 767 nt
Organism: Tribolium madens (black flour beetle)
Lineage: Eukaryota; Metazoa; Arthropoda; Insecta; Coleoptera; Tenebrionidae
Exons: 8
Coding region: 271-711 (146 amino acids)
Biological process (GO): sensory perception of smell
Molecular function (GO): odorant binding
Source: RefSeq, a predicted model, not a curated record